Funneliformis mosseae is the source of this 148-nucleotide messenger RNA. The record is from the annotation of a GenBank genome assembly. NCBI's taxonomy places the organism in Eukaryota, Fungi, Glomeromycota, Glomeromycetes, Glomerales, Glomeraceae.
CUGGUUUAUUCGCCGACCGGAAGAAACACCUUCAUUAAUUUACAUUUCGCAAACUCUUCCGGUUCGGUCAAUAUCUCCACCUGUUCUAAAGACUUAUGCCUAUUUAACAACUCUGGCGAUAGAUAAUUAUUAUUCCCCAAAUACUAUG